This is a messenger RNA of Micropterus salmoides (largemouth bass), 6912 nucleotides long. It is a transcript of the gene myo9b, whose product is annotated as myosin IXb. Bases 542 to 6133 code for a protein of 1863 amino acids. The record is from RefSeq and is a predicted model, not a curated record. Gene Ontology annotation, biological process: intracellular signal transduction. Gene Ontology annotation, molecular function: ATP binding; GTPase activator activity; microfilament motor activity. Lineage: Eukaryota; Metazoa; Chordata; Actinopteri; Centrarchiformes; Centrarchidae. Gene Ontology annotation, cellular component: myosin complex. The transcript has 41 exons.
UUCACCUUCUCUCCUUCUGUUAUGAACUCUGGUGUUUUUUCUCUGCAGUUAUAUCGUGUUGGCUAAAGGGUGGCAUCUCUCAGGUCAGUGGAGGAAAAACCACCCUUUUUUUUUUCCACCUCGUCGACGGGUGUGUGUGUUUGUGUGUGUGUGUUUGUGGAGAAAUCUAGGAAGUAACGCACAACCGAGCCGACGAGGAGACGUUAAUCCUUGAUUUCUCAAAGAGACUGUGAUUUGUACGAGCAAUAACACCGACGAACUGCUGGGAAAUAAUUUUUUCAUCAUUUAAAACUGUGAAUAAGCGGUUUCUCGGCUCACCUUUUUUUGGGAAGCUCAGGUGAAGGAACUUUUUUUUGGUCAAGUUGUGUGAUUGGAGUUCGUUAACGUUAACAGGAGGUGCAGCGAUCUUCCCCCUCUCUCCGCUGUCAGGGGUAUUUCGUCUUUUAAGGAUGAAAUUGGUGUUUUUUCUGGAAAGUGGAUGCUGGCAGAGGGUUGGGGCAGUGAGUUAUGCUGAAGCCUGCCUUUAAAUCUGUACAUCAGAAUGAGCGCUACAGAUGGAGCCAGGGGGCCUAAACAGGAUAGAGAGGCCCGUGUUGUGCAGAUAUUCCCCAAGCUGUCCCAGGACACACUAGCCUACUGUCCCUUGCAGGUCAGCAGUGGGGACACGGCAAAGUCCGUCAUCCGCAAUGCAGUGGUCUCUCUGGGCCUGGAUGUCAGACGGCAGUACAGUCUGCUGGAGGUCAGGGAGAGCGGCGGAGAGGAGAGGUUGCUGGAGGCUGGAGAAUGCCCUUUGGACCGAGUCCUGCUGUGGCCACCAGAGACACAGAGGUGGCACCCUAAGAGCCGUGGGUAUUACUUCAUACUGCAGCAGGCCAACAAAGGAGGUAACCAUGGAGAAACCAGCACAGAGGACUAUGAUGACCUUUGUAACCUCCAAACUGUCACUGAGAAGAGUAUUCUUGAGGCUUUACGCCAACGCUUCUACAGUCUUAACAUCUACACCUACGCCAGCAACAUCCUCAUCGCCAUCAACCCCAAUAAGUUCCUUCCUGUUUACAAUCCCAAGUAUGUCAAGAUGUACGAGAACCGGCCACUGGGCAAACUAAGCCCUCAUAUAUUUGCCAUAGCUGACGUGGCCUUCCGUGCUAUGCUGAACAGGCAGGUUAACCAGUGCAUCGUGAUAUCUGGUGAAAGUGGCUCAGGAAAGACUGAAAGCAGCAGUUAUCUUAUCCACUGCUUGACUGCUCUCAGCCAGAAGACAUACUCCACUGGGCUGGAACGGACCAUCCUCGGGGCUGGAGCAGUGCUAGAGGCCUUUGGCAAUGCUAGGACUGCAGUGAAUAACAACUCAAGCCGCUUUGGGAAGUUCAUCCAGCUCAACUAUCUGGAGAGCGGUGUCAUCAGAGGGGCAGUACUUGAGAAGUACCUACUAGAAAAGUGCCGCCUGGUGUCCAGAGAUAAGAGUGAGAGGAACUACCACGUGUUCUACUAUCUGCUGGUGGGAGCGUCCAAAGAAGAGCAGGAGGAGUUUCAUCUAUUAAAGCCGCAAGAUUAUCUCUACCUCAAGCAGGAAGACUUCCGCUUAGAUGAUGAGGAGAAACUUAAGCAAGAGUACAAGAGGCUCCAUCAAGCUAUGGAGAUGGUCGGGUUCCUGGCCUCCACCAAGAAACACAUAUUUUCCAUCCUCUCUGCCAUCCUGCACCUGGGCAAUGUGACCUACACACUGUCAAAGAACACUGAAGUCCUGGAGGUUGGACCUGCUGAAGUUUUGUCUACACUGUCUGACCUGCUCAAAGUGAAAAAGGAGCUACUGGUGAAGACUUUGACCCAGAGGAGAGUAGUGACUACCAGCGACAACUGGGUUUCACAGUACACACUACAAGAGGCCUACAGGGCACGGGACUCCAUGGCCAAGUCUUUAUACAGCGCUCUGUUUGACUGGAUCACCCUUCACAUCAACCAUGCAAUGCUCAAUAGACGAGACAUGGAGGAGUCCGUCUCUUGUUUGUCCAUUGGUGUCCUGGAUAUGUUUGGAUUUGAGAACCUCCAGACAAACAGCUUUGAGCAGCUGUGCAUCAACUACACCAAUGAGAAACUGCAGUUUUACAUCAACCAGCACAUCUUCAAGUGUGAGCAAGAAGAUUAUGCGUCAGAAGGCAUCACCUGGAAAAACAUCACAUACACUGACAACAGUGGCAGCAUUCAGCUGAUCAGCAUGAAGUCAUCCGGACUCUUUGAUCUGCUGGAUAAGGAGAGCAGCCUCACUCAGGCCACAGAUAAAACCCUGUUGGACAAGUUGAAGCACCAGCAUCAAGACAACCCAUUCUUUGUACCCUCUUCAAAUACAGAGCUGACUUUUGUCAUACAACACUUUGCUGGAAGGGUUAAAUAUCACAUCAAGGAUUUCCAGCAGAAAAACACAGAGCACAUGCGUCCUGAAGUCGUAUCACUUCUGCGGAGCAGUAAUCGGGCGUUCCUGCAUCACUUGGUUGCAUCCAGUCCAGAAGCGCAGUUCAGAUGGGGAGUCCUCCGAGCCACCAUUCGCCUCCUUACAGUAUUCAAGAAACUGGGACGUCAGCGGGCAGAAUUGAUAGCUUCCAGAAAAAGCUCCUGCAAGUCCUUCAAAGGCAUGACACGGAGCAGCAGUGCUAUGACCAGACUGAACAGCAGCACUCUGGAUUUCUCCUUCGAUCGCUCUGAUGAAAUUCCUCUUGAUGUAUUUGAAGACAUCUUUGCCAAUUAUGAAGAGAGAAAGAAAAGUAAAGGCGGUCGAGAGAAACAGCUCAUUCCAAAGAAGCUCAUGGAUUUGCCCUCACUCCAACAUGUGGUUCGUCUCACCGCGCAUGACCGAACCAGCAAAUUCAUCUUCCAUCCUCAUCGGAAGACAAAGCCCCCUACAGUCAGCACUCAGUUUCAGGCCUCGCUCAGACAGCUGAUGGAGACAAUAGAAAAGGCUGAGCCACUCUUUAUUUUCUGUGUUCGUUCCAACGCUGAAAAGAAGGAGCUACACUUUGAUGGUGAACUUGUGCUAAAGCAAAUCAAGUACACAGGCUUAGUGCAGAUGGUUCACAUCCAGAAGUCUGGCUACAGUGCCAAAUACACAUUUAAGGAAUUUGUUGAGAAGUUCAGAAUGUUGCUUCCAAAAGGAGCUACAGCAUCGGCAGAGCACAUGACUGAACUGUUUGAGAGGAUGGAGCUGAAUAAAACCACCUAUCAAAUAGGAAAAACCAAGGUGUUCCUCAAGGAGAAGGAGAGGCAACUGCUCCAAGACACUCUUAACAAAGAAGUGAUGCGUCACAUCAUCAACCUGCAGCGCUGGAUCCGUGUCUAUCUGUUAAGGUUGCACUUCCUGCAAAAGAGAGAUGCCACUAUGAUUAUACAGAGGAGCUGGCGUGGGUUUUAUGAGAACCAGAACCGAGCUGCUACAGUGAUCCAGACAGCAUGGAGGAGUUCCCUGAAGUCAAAGCACCAACAUGAGGAUGACGAGAAGACGUCCACACCUCAGCCUGGACGGGACAGCUUCACAAACAAAGAGCUAAAGAGGCAGCACAGCAUGGAGCUCAGCCCCUGCAGGGGCCAGUCUUCGCAGAGGGUCAGGAGCAGGGAGAAGCCUCACACUUACAACAGACCCCUCUCGCUCCCACUUGACACUAAAGUUGGCGUUGAUCAUCGCUCCACCAGCCCCUCUAAGGCCAUCCUACUUCAGCGCUAUAAAGAUAUGGGGGGCAUCAAGGAGAAGGCCGAGAGGUGGAAGGAAAGACAAAGUGAUGACUCAAGUCCAGAAUUACGGCGACGAGACAAUACGAAAGAUGAGUUUCGGCUCAGAGGGAAGUCCAAGUCGGCUGAUGACCUGUUCAAAUUCAGCUCUUCAGAAUCUGAUAGCUCACCCUCUACCAAGCAGGCCAGGGUGCAUUUCCGCAAUCUGCCCAAACGCAAGCGGCACUUAGCCUACACCCGCAGUGGUUUGAUGAUUGACUUUGGGGGGUCCAAGGAGAGCGAGUACUGGAGCUUUCCGCUGCCUCCCAUGAGCCCGAAUGCGCCCAGCCUGAAGAGCUCGGCCAGUAGCGAAGAUAUCCGGGUCAAGAUACCAGCAGAACUUGAUGGGUCAAGGUUCAGCCUUCCACCAAGGAGUACCAAUGAGGACUCAAGACAAUGGGGAUCUAACCAAUCACAACCCACAACUCCUGAUAGGGUUUGGUUUCUUGGCAAAUUCCUGAGAAAGCGAGCACCUAAAUAUUCCCAGAACAAUGACUCUCCGUCCGAUAAAACCGUCACCUUGCCCAGCUACACUCCACAUCCCUACCACAUGCCAAAUAAGAACAGUGAGAGGGUCGAACGAAACCCGACCAUUCGAAUUAGCCGGGCCACACGGGUGACGGAGUGGAAUGUGUCUUUGGACCGUGAGAUCACCGACCCCAAAGAGCUGCGAAACCUGGACGAGUUCCUCGGCAAUCAGGUGAAUGAGCUGCGAACUAGAAUCAAAGAGCUGUCACCAACAGAGAGCAUCUUCCUCUCAGCCACCAUGCAGUUCAGAGAGACCAUCAAAGGCAUGUACUCUGUCCAGAAGCCCCAAAUCAGCUACAAAGAUCUGAUGAUGGGCUACCACAACAAAGUGAACACACUAGCAGGAUCCAAGCAGAAGGAAGAAGUCUCGCUGGUGGUCAAUUUGUUUCAGUCUAUGCUGGACGGCUUUGUUAGGGGCGAGAUAAAACGAGUGGAAACUGAACCAGCCAAGGCCUCCAAGGUGACGAAGAAGAGGCGGAAAAACGACACCUGUCUUAAUAGUCCUCUGGAUCACCUGUUCAGCACAUACCAGGUGAACAUUAUGCAGUCAUGUGACUUGUGUUGCUCCUACAUCUGGGGAAUGGAGAAGGCCUACAUGUGCAAUGCUUGCAAGUUUAUAUGCCACAAGAAAUGCCUGAACAAAAUCAUGACAGGUUGCUCGAAGAGGUGUGCCAAGCAGGACGACCAUGGAGCAGGCUCUGUUCACUUUGGGGUGCAGGUGUGUAUCCUUACCAGUAAAACCCACCCUGUGCCCAAAGUGGUAGAGAUGUUGCUGAUGCAUGUGGAGCUGAACGGCCUCUACACAGAGGGUAUUUACCGCAAGUCGGGCUCAGCCUGUCGAGCGAGGGAGCUCCACCAGCUUCUGGAGACUGAUCCUGAGGCAACAUGUUUAGAGAACUUCCCCAUCCACACCGUCACAGGUCUGGUUAAACGUUGGCUCAGAGAGCUGCCAGAACCCCUCAUGACUUUUUCCCUCUACAGCGACUUUCUACAUGCCACAGAGCUGCCAGAAAGCGCUGAGAGAAUUAGGGCUGUAUACACAAAGGUUGAUGAACUUCCUUCCGCUAAUUAUAACACGUUAGAGCGGCUCAUCUUUCACCUUGUCAGGGUUGCAAAGGAGGAAGAGCACAAUAAGAUGUCACCAAGCUCUCUCGCCAUUGUGUUUGCCCCCUGCAUCCUGCGUUCACCUGAUGUCAAUGACCCCUUCCUUGGUAUGAAUGAUGUGUCCAAGACUACACUGUGUGUGGAGAUCCUGAUCACUGAGCAGUUCAGACGCUACAAUGAGAAGAUGCAGAAUAUCCAGGAGCUGGAAUACGCAGAGGCCAUGGCUGUAAAUCAGCUCAGACUAAGGAGACAAAACACGGUUGUUGAAAAGCCUUCACAGCCGGUUCCAGAGCAAAUGCAUUUGGAUGAAACAGAGACAACCCUCAUAAAUAGGAUCAAGUCCAUCAAGCAAGAAAAGGUGGACUUGGCCUGCAGGUUACCUGAUUUGGAACAGGAGAACUCUGACAAUGACAACCUGGACUCGUUGUCAUCAAUGAGCAUGGAGAGCCUGGAGAGCCUUGACUUCGAAGGAAAGGUGACCAUGCAAAUGAAAACCCAGAUACCUGACUGUCCUCCCCAACCUCCGGACCUGGCGCAGAGAGUCAGAAGUCUAAUGGCUGAAACAGAUGAUAAACCAAGGGAAUUCGCAUCAGGACAAAAGACAGAUGUUACCCAAAGCAUGUGUUUCCUUCAAAGCCAAGACAACUCCCCAGCCAUCAAGCCCCAGGUCACCAGUAAGACUUUAAAUGGGAGCUUUGACAACAUGGAUAUCCCUUACAUCGAUGAUGAUGAAGAUGUAAGAUGAGCAUAACACCAAAAGUUGUAAUAAUUGGACUAUUCUCAAAUAUGUAUUGGCAUUUGUUAUGUUAAGACUUGUGUGAAAAGUAACUGUGUGCCUAGUUUUAUAGAAAUGUUCAUUUGUCAAUGCUGCUAUGGAAACAAAGUGCUUUGAGAAUUUAUAUGUAUGUAAUGGGAGAUCAUACGGAGAUCAUACGGAGAUCAUACGGAGAUACAGAUCUGGAGAAGACCUAACAGCAAGGACUAGUUGACUUAUUUAUACCAAUACACACUGUAUGAGAUUUUAAACAUAUUUCAGAAUUGUAGAGCACAUAUAUUUUUAAAAGGUAGGUAUUGUGGACCAGCUCUAUGAAGCCGUCAACAGCUGUGUUUAGAAAACAGGACAUGAGGAGGAUGUGGGGAAAAAAGAUGUCUUGCAAGUGUACAAAGUGAUUCUCUAUUGUACAGUGUGACGUUGUAUUGUUGUGCAUCUGAAACAUUUCAGUUGUCUGCUUUUCAUUUUCCUCUGGUAUAUACCGCUGUGACUAACCCCUAAUUCAGUAUAAAGGAAAAUAGUCAUAUAGCUGCCUUAUAGACUGACUGAAAAUACUUCCCUCUGUCACUUUUGUUGGUAUUGCAAGGCUGUGCAGUUUCACCAAGUAAACGUUUUGAAAGUGCAUUGUUUUGGUUUUGUUAAAAUAUGCAUGGUUGUAGAUUUAUAAGUGGUAGGAAUAAUGCGUAUUGGGUUGAGCAUCCUUCAAGUUUGACUUUUGUCACCAAUUGAAAUAAAUGGACUUUAACAAAUAA